This is a messenger RNA of Parasteatoda tepidariorum (common house spider), 3051 nucleotides long. The record is from RefSeq and is a predicted model, not a curated record. NCBI's taxonomy places the organism in Eukaryota, Metazoa, Arthropoda, Arachnida, Araneae, Theridiidae.
AUGAACCUUGCCAAAGAUGAGCUUAUUGAUCUUAGAACUAAGUCCUUGCUAAAAAUGGAUUUCGAUUCAAAAACACUCGGAGAGUUCUGGUCUUCUGUGAAAGAAGCCUACCCAUUGCUUGUAAAGCGAGCUAUUUCAGCUAUAAUUCCGUCAGCUACAGUGAUGAAACGAGUAAAAGAAAGUGGUGCGUCAUUUAGAAAGAAAAGGAAGAGAAGGGAGGAAAUACAGACUAAAAAUACUGGAGCACUACUCAAAUAUAUCUCCCAUAAGUCAACUUCUAGUUCUUUUAGUAUUGUUGCCUCAAAUACGGGCGAAGAAGCAGCCCUCGAAGGCGAAAAAACAUUUUCCAAUGUUGUUCAAGAGGAAAGACCUGCUUCACACACUGGCGAAGAAGUAGAAAGUUCAUCAAGUUCUGAUGAAGAAUCUGCUGCACAAAUUAUUCCGUCUAUUUCUAUGAAAGAUAUUGGAUUAUGGCCUAACAAAAUUGACGACAAUACAAGAGUAUUUCUGGUACGUCAAGGUCCCUUUGCAAUUCAAAAUUUGGACGCCGACUUCAGCGAAGGAGUAAAACGUCCUAAUAAUACAAUCAAAGCCAAAGGUGAAACAAGAAAACUGAGUCAGGACUGGUUUUUUCAAAUUUUGCCUAAUGGCGAAAAGCUCUUAAGAUCGUGGAUGGUAUAUUCACCAUCGAAGAAAAGUAUUUAUUGUUUCUGCUGCAAACUGUUUGAUAAUCUUUGUCAAGCAGGUUUUAAUACGGAAAAUGGUUUUAACAAAUGGUGGAAACUUAAUCCCAAAAUUAGUCAACAUGAGGUGAGUCCACUGCACAUUCGAUCAUAUUCCAAAUGGAAGGAAUUAGAAAUAAGACUUGGACGUGGCGCAACUAUUGACAAACUACAACAACAGAAUAUUGAUAAAGAAAUAAAAAAAUGGAAGGAAAUUCUAACAAGAAUACUUGAUAUAAUUAGAUUCUUAGCAAAACAAAAUUUGGCGUUUCGAGGACAUCGUGAAAGUGUUCAUCAGGAAAACAUCGAUUCAAUGGAAAAUAGAGGAAAUUUUCUUGAGCUUGUUGACUUAUUGGCUAAGUACGACCCAGUAUUACGAGAACACGUAGUAAAAAUUAAGAUGGGUAAUAAAUAUAGUAUCUCUUAUUUGUCGCCGAAGAUCCAGAACGAAUUCAUAGAGCUAUUGGGAGGCGCAGUCAGAAAAACAAUUAUGGAUCAAAUAAAGCAGGCUAAAUACUUUUGUAUUAUAUUUGACAGCACUCCUGACAUUUCACACAAAGAUCAAACCAGUCAAAUUAUUAGAUAUGUAGUUAUUGAUGGUAGCGAAGUUAAAGUUGUAGAAUCGUUUAUUGACUUUGUAGAAACUAAAGGAAAAACUGCUGGUGAAAUCACAGAUAUGAUUUUAACGAAAUUAGAAAAUGACGGUUUAGAUAUAAAAAAUUGCAGAGGACAGGCUUAUGAUAAUGCUGCCGUCAUGGCAGGAAAGCACAGCGGUGUUCAAACUCGUAUUAAAGAAAUAAAUCCAAAUGCAGAAUUUGUAGCAUGUACAAAUCAUUCUUUAAACCUGGCAUGUUUACACGCAGCUUCUACAGCUAUCAAUUCCAUCACAUUUUUUGGAACUAUCGAACAGUUGUUUUCGUUGUUUUCUUCUUCCACUCAUAGAUGGAAUGUUUUACUUUCUGUCACUGGUCAAGGUGUUAAACGCAGUGUAGAAACUCGCUGGAGCGCUAGAGCUGCCGCGGUAACUAUAGUAAAAAAACAUUUUUUUUACAUUUUAAGCGCUUUGGAAAAAUUGACAUCUGAAGAAGAAAAUAGUAAAACGAGAUCAGAUGCUGGAGUAUUACUCAAUUCUAUGCAAUCUUUUUCUUUUCUAUGUUACCUUCAUUUAUGGGAACCCGUCCUUUUGGAAAUUAAUGACGCUCAAAAAUACCUGCAAAUAAAAGGGUUAAAUGUCCACCAAUGCCAUAUAAAACUAAAUUCUUUGCAAACACAUUUCAUGGAACAAAGAGAUACGCUAGUACAAAACGCUGUUAUAGCAGCCAAAAUAAUUUGUGAAGAGUUGGAGAUAUCGACUGAGCGUCGAGUUAGAAGGAGAAAAAAUAUGAGUGGGGAAAAUUCGCGAGACGUGGGGCUAUCCUUAGAAGAAGAAGUACGAAGAGAAAUGUUUUCAUCUAUGGACAGAAUUAUAAAGGAAAUAAAAGAACGCUUCGAUCAGUUGCAUGGCCUUGUAAGAAAAUAUUCGUGUAUAAUACCGUGUAACCUACUAAAUGAAGAAUUUGAAUGUCAAAUAAAUGACUUGAUUGACAUUGAUAAAGAACAGUUCCAUAUUGAAAGAAAAAGGAUCCAGGUUUUUAUGGCUGUACCUACACUAAAAGAAGAGGCAAAACAUUGGAAAAACGGGGAGAAGGGCCCUCUUGAUCUGCUAAAAUUUAUUCAGCAGUAUAGACCUGUAUCCAAAUCUCAACCUCCAAAAACAUCUGGAAUGACAUCCCCAGAAAAGUCUGGUCCUGCCUUAAAGCAGCGUCCAAAUAUAAAGUUACCACCUAGCCUAAAACCAGCUGCUGUUGAAACGGUAACUUCUGUGAUCAUCAAUGCUGCACAAAGUAGCAUACCAAAAACAUCAACUUCUCGUCCCCGGCAUAGCAAGCCAUGGUGGACAGCUGAAUGCUCCGCAGCUCACAAAGAGAAGAACAGGCUAUGGAACAUCUUCUGUCACUAUCCUACAUUAGACCAUCUUAUCGAUUUCAAACGAGCUAAAGCGAUUGCACGCAGGAUUCGGCGCCAAAGCCAGAGAGAAUCGUGGUCACGCUAUGUUUCAUCCAUCACAUCUACAACAUCUCCCAGACAAGUCUGGUCGAGGGUCAAGAGAGCGAAUCGUGUCUACCGUGAAUUCCAUCUUCCGGUAUUUGAUAUAAACGGUAUCACACACUCUGACCCCGUAGGUGUGAAUAACAUCUUGGGUGAAACGUUUGCUGGUGUAUUUAGCACUGACAGUUACAGCUCAGCUUUCCAAGCUCACAAGCGUAGAGUUGAAGCCCAGACGCUGUAG